AUGUCUUGCCACGCCGAGCACGAGAGCCACGGCGGUCAUGGCCAUGACCACGACCACGAACAUGAUCAUACGGACGAUAUCACACCGGCGCUGCAAUACAGCUUAUAUCAACACAUUGAUUUCGAUGGGAUCAACACCAUGAACGAGGCGCAAGUCGACUCUGGAAAAGCCGUGGUGAAGAAGACGUGGGCCGAGCGUUUAGAGGCCGAGCCGGAGCUCGAGAGCGAUGCGGAUGAGCAGAUCCUUAUGACAAUCCCGUUCACAGGGCAAGUCAAACUCCACUCCAUCCUCCUACGCACAUCCGCCUCGGACAGCGCGCCGCGGUCCCUCAAACUCUUCAUCAACCGCGACUCGCUGGACUUCGACAUGGCCGAGGAGCUGCCGCCAACCCAAACCCUAGAGCUAUCGCAGACCUCCGAAGUCCAGGAACUGCCCGUGAAGCGCGCGCUUUUCAGUAAGGUCCGGCACCUGACGCUGUUCUUCGAGGACAACUUCGGGGACGGCGAAGAGGAUGUUACGAGGAUUAGCUAUAUCGGGUUCAAGGGCGAGUGGAUGCAGCUCGGGCGCGCGCCGGCGCAGAUCUUGUACGAAGCUGCGCCGAACCCUAAUGACCACGCUGUGAAAGGGACAGGGGUGAAUCGUAUGGGUGAAGAUGUUGGACGGGGGGCUUAA
Annulohypoxylon truncatum is the source of this 672-nucleotide messenger RNA. Its product is annotated as PITH domain-containing protein. The coding region runs from base 1 to 672 and encodes 223 amino acids. The record is from RefSeq and is a predicted model, not a curated record. The transcript is spliced from 2 exons. Gene Ontology annotation, cellular component: nucleus. NCBI's taxonomy places the organism in Eukaryota, Fungi, Ascomycota, Sordariomycetes, Xylariales, Hypoxylaceae.